AAUGGGCAUGAGGCGAAAAAGCACGCCCCGGAGGGCAACGUUCAACCGUGAGGGUUCCGCCGGGGCAACUUAUUUUACCUCGCCUCAAUUCCAUCCUGUCCACCAACAUCGGUCGACCUCUCCACUCUUCGCUGUCUAGCGACUUCAUAUUCCUUUCCGGUUCAAAAUGUUCCCGUCAACGAGGACAGGAGCCUCGCUGGCCCUGAGAGCGAAACCCACUUCGUACCUCGUCCCCUACCGAGCCGUGGCCGCGAUCUCGUCGUCCUCGCGGAAAGACGCAAGUUCCCUCCAGCCACACACGGCGCCCGGCGGCCAUGGCCUCGCCAAGCCGCUCGCCAGGGACGUCCCUCUCGCCAGCCAAGAGGGCACCAAAGGCGUGGUUCAAUAUGCGCUCACGACCCUCGACAUCAUCACAAACUGGGCCCGGCAGUCCUCCCUCUGGCCCAUGACCUUCGGCCUCGCCUGCUGCGCCGUGGAGAUGAUGCACCUGUCGACGCCACGCUACGACCAGGACCGGCUGGGCAUCAUCUUCCGGGCGUCGCCGCGGCAGUCGGACGUGAUGAUCGUGGCGGGCACGCUGACCAACAAGAUGGCGCCCGCGCUGCGGCAGGUCUACGACCAGAUGCCCGAGCCGCGCUGGGUCGUCAGCAUGGGCAGCUGCGCCAAUGGCGGCGGCUACUACCACUACAGCUACAGCGUCGUCCGCGGCUGCGACCGCAUCGUCCCGGUCGACGUCUACGUCCCGGGUUGCCCGCCCACCAGCGAGGCCCUCAUGUACGGCAUCUUCCAGCUCCAGAGGAAGAUGCGGAAUACGAAGAUCACCCGGAUGUGGUACCGCAAGUGAGGGGGGGU
Molecule: messenger RNA, 852 nt
Organism: Phialemonium atrogriseum
Lineage: Eukaryota; Fungi; Ascomycota; Sordariomycetes; Cephalothecales; Cephalothecaceae
Product: [NiFe]-hydrogenase-3-type complex, small subunit
Exons: 3
Coding region: 167-844 (225 amino acids)
Biological process (GO): mitochondrial respiratory chain complex I assembly; electron transport coupled proton transport; aerobic respiration
Molecular function (GO): quinone binding; NADH dehydrogenase (ubiquinone) activity; 4 iron, 4 sulfur cluster binding
Source: RefSeq, a predicted model, not a curated record